AUGGAAGGGGAUAUAGUGUUGUUGGUGUUCGUCGGAGAUGUUACUUGGUCUGAUUUAGGUAACGGGCAAGCCCCAGAAGGUUUUCCAGGUCUUGUGAUUACGUACAGUCGGAGUAGUUUAGAAAAGAUGAUUCGAGUUGCUGCUGUUAGGCAGUGGAGUGGUAUUAUCAGAGAACUCCAUGGUUCAAGUUCGCCUAUCACACCGCUGUUUCUGCAACAGUUUUCAACCACUAGUCAGUCUAAAACGGCUUACACUGGCUCGGAAAUUCUCAACUACAUGGGGGGAUUGGAUGGUGAUGAAAAACAGUUGAUCCAUAAGUUGGUGAAUUUUCGCAUGAAAGAAGGCAAAAAGACAAGAGUUCGUGCUAUCUUCCAUGAAACCCUUCACAAGCUAGCUCGUACUGAUCGUGAUGCAGUCAAACUUAUAUCUGAAGCCCUAGAGAAUGUGAAACCCAUUUGUGAAGUAGCAAAACUAAAAAACGACGAACUAAUCAUAGCUCAAGAUUGGAGGAAUGUUUGUCUGCUGAGAUAA
Messenger RNA from Lactuca saligna, 531 nucleotides. The record is from the annotation of a GenBank genome assembly. NCBI's taxonomy places the organism in Eukaryota, Viridiplantae, Streptophyta, Magnoliopsida, Asterales, Asteraceae.